AUGCUUUUAAAGCUAUGUCUCAUUCAUAUAAUACCCUUUGCUUUCUUGCUGGCCGGCAGCUGCUCUGGUGAGAGUAUUCUCGAGCAGACUGUGUUGCAAAGCGAUAGCCGACGACCGAUAUAUCUCAUUGCCCACCGCGUUUUGCAUGCCAGUGCGGUCCCACAAGCUUUCAGUGACGGUGCCAAUGCACUUGAGGUGGAUGUGGCACCCUAUAAUGGGGUCUGGUAUGCGUGGCAUGCUGACAAGAAUACACCUUGGGAUAGGCCACAGGAUACCGUGGAAAAAUUGUUUAGCGCUGUUGCCGCGCAGCAUAAAGAUGGGAAGCCAAUUACUUUUCUCUGGCUGGACAUUAAGCACCCAGGCCAUUGUUCUUCGGCAGGCAAUGAGUGUAUCAUCACAGAGCUACAGCAAAUGGCACAAAAGAAAUUGAAGUCCGUUGGUGUCCGAGUUCUCUAUGGCUUCAGCCUGGACCAUUCUAACAGCGGAGCCUGGGAGACCAUUGCUAAGAAUUUGACGGCAAUGAAGCGAUGGGCCUAA
Aspergillus tanneri is the source of this 537-nucleotide messenger RNA. RefSeq lists its product as uncharacterized. The transcript has a single exon. Lineage: Eukaryota; Fungi; Ascomycota; Eurotiomycetes; Eurotiales; Aspergillaceae. Gene Ontology annotation, molecular function: phosphoric diester hydrolase activity. Gene Ontology annotation, biological process: lipid metabolic process. The record is from RefSeq and is a predicted model, not a curated record. Bases 1 to 537 code for a protein of 178 amino acids.